AUGGUGCAUCCUCUACAAGCUGUUCCAAUCUCUGCUGCCACAGCAUCCUCUACUUCAUCUGAAGUAGAUGAGGAAAUUAUAUGCAAGGAAAAAGAUACAGCUGAAGCUGAGACACCAGUGUCUGAUUUUAACAUUCCAUUAUCUGAUCAUGGCCCCUCCACUCCAAUUCCUCAUUCUCCAAUGAAAAUUCCUGAGGGUGCCAUUGUUCAUGAUACAGCUCCAGAAAACUACAAGUCAGAUGCUGUAGUUGAAGAACCUGAUCAGGUAGCAGUGGAAGCACUGGAGUCCCUUGCUAAGGCUGGUGAAGAGCCUAGCAAAUCAAAAGCUGAUGAUCAAGAAAAAUCUGUUCAAGAACCUGAUGAGAAAGUUGCUAAUCCUGCAUCUGAUAAUGAUGAGGAUGAUGACAGUUCAGAUGAUGACAAUGAUGAAAAUGAUAAUGAAGCUUCUCUGUCACAUCUACAACAAAAUGAGUUUAUAGGACCUAACAUUUUCUUCAAGCUUUUUCUGUAA
Messenger RNA from Daucus carota subsp. sativus, 510 nucleotides. Its product is annotated as histone H2A.Z-specific chaperone CHZ1-like. The coding region runs from base 1 to 510 and encodes 169 amino acids. The record is from RefSeq and is a predicted model, not a curated record. The transcript has 2 exons. Lineage: Eukaryota; Viridiplantae; Streptophyta; Magnoliopsida; Apiales; Apiaceae.